AUGCAAAAUGAGGACAAUUAUGGUAUGGAACAUUCGCUUCUUGCUGACAGAAUAUCAAGAGUAGUAGUUGAUAAAUUCAAUCGAUUAAAUAUCAAGUCGGGAAAGCCUACGGUUAGGUCGAACGGUGUUCAAGAAUGGACUGUCUUAGCAGGUUUGGUUGCGUUGAUAUGUACAAAUGAUAAGCAAGAGCCAGAGAUAUAUCCAAUAACCUUGGCUACAGGUGUGAAGGCAUUACCUAAUAGAGUUAGAGAAUUUUCUGAAGGUUCCAUGGUCCACGAUCUCCAUGCUGAAAUUUUAGCUAUCAGACUCUUUAAUUGGUUUUUAUUAGAUGAAUGCGCUAAAGUAUCAGAGAAAGAUGCUGAAUAUGUCAGUAAAAUAAUUGAAAGGAGCCAAAAUAAUAGAUCCCAAUUCAAACUUAAAGAUAAUAUUGAACUAGCUUUACUUGUGACAGAACCUCCUUGCGGAGAUGCAUCAAUCAGUUAUUUGACAGAGACUUUAGAUGAUAAAGAGCCUUGGAAGGAAGAAACAAAUUCUAGUAAAAGGCAGAAGCUUAAUUCAGAUGUGGCCGUGACACGAGGACGAACGAACUUCGAUAAAUUAGGCAUCGUGAGAACUAAACCAGGUAGAUCUGAUAGUGUAAUAACAUUAAGUAAAUCAUGCUCAGAUAAGCUAUGCUUGAAGCAGCUUAUAGGAAUUACAAAUGCCAUUACCAGUCUUUUGUUUCCAGGUGGCAUAUAUCUUAACUAUUUGGUUUUGCCCAAAAACAAGUUCAAGGAAGAAGAUAUAAAUAGAUGUUUCAACCACAGGUUUACUCAUAAGCUUGAGGGAGAAAAGGAUAUUUAUCCUUUAAAAGUCAUCGGGUACAGUAAAGAUGAGUAUCCAUUCCAUAAACCAAAGCAAAAUUCUCCAGAUGUCCCAUCACAACUUUCUUUAUUGCAUAUUAUUCCAUCAAAAUAUAUUCAAAUUCUAAAUAAUGGUGUUAAGAAUGGCGCCUUCGUCAAAAACAAGCGUCCCAAGACACAAGGAGAGAGUAUAGUUUGUAACAGACAAGUGUAUAAAAAGGCCCAACCUCUUCUUGAUCAAGACGUGGCGACCUAUACAAACUUGAAAAAAGUAAACACUAGGAGACAGGAAUUAAAGAUAAAAGGAAGAGAAACCCUUACUAACUGGGUGUCGACUGAUGAAGACGAUUUUGAUUUAUUAUGA
Molecule: messenger RNA, 1206 nt
Organism: Debaryomyces fabryi
Lineage: Eukaryota; Fungi; Ascomycota; Pichiomycetes; Serinales; Debaryomycetaceae
Product: tRNA-specific adenosine deaminase
Exons: 1
Coding region: 1-1206 (401 amino acids)
Biological process (GO): tRNA wobble adenosine to inosine editing
Molecular function (GO): tRNA-specific adenosine-37 deaminase activity; RNA binding
Source: RefSeq, a predicted model, not a curated record